AGGUUUCCAUGAAGAUAAAUAAUUGAAAUGUGGAUAGCCUACUUGUAGCUUGGUGGUGGUUGUCAUCUGGAACCUGCUGGUGUCUGCUCCCAGUAGUUGCCGUAACGUUUGCUGCCGAGAGCCAUGAAGGUUGUACCGGAAAAGAACGCUGUCCGCAUCCUGUGGGGUAGGGAACGGGGUACCCAUGCCUUGGGUGCUCAGCGGCUCCUGCAGGAGUUGGUGGAGGAUAAAACUCGAUGGAUGAAAUGGGAGGGCAAGAAAGUUGAGUUACCAGACAGUCCACGCUCCACCUUCUUGCUGGCGUUUAGUCCAGACAGGACCCUCAUGGCUUCCACACACGUCAACCACAAUAUCUACAUCACAGAGGUGAAAACGGGCAAGUGUGUUCAUUCCUUGGUUGGGCAUCGCCGCACUCCCUGGUGUGUCACCUUCCAUCCCACCAUCCCAGGCCUCAUUGCUUCAGGAUGCCUAGAUGGGGAGGUUAGAAUCUGGGAUUUACAUGGUGGAAGUGAGAGCUGGUUCACAGAUAGCAACAAUGCCAUUGCGUCACUUGCUUUUCAUCCUACGGCUCAGCUCUUGCUGAUUGCGACUGCCAAUGAGAUACAUUUCUGGGACUGGAGUCGUCGGGAGCCUUUUGCAGUGGUGAAAACAGCCAGCGAAAUGGAGCGGGUCAGGCUGGUACGGUUUGAUCCCUUGGGACACUACUUGCUCACAGCAAUUGUUAACCCUUCUAACCAGCAGAGCGAUGAGGAAGUGGAAAUCUCCGUGGACAGCACAGAGAUGCCACAUUAUCGCCAGCGCGCUAUCCUUCCGUCUCAGCCUGUGAGGCGCACACCCCUCCUCCACAACUUCCUGCACAUGUUGUCCUCCCGCUCCUCUGGCAUACAGGUGGGAGAGCAAAACAGUGUUCAAGACUCUGCUACCCCAUCCCCUCCACCGCCUCCACCACCUCCGCCUCCAGCCAGUGAGAACACAAGGGCAUCUGUCUAUAACAGGCUCCGAGAGCGUGUCAGCUAUCCCACAGCAGAGUGCUGCCAGCACCUGGGGAUGUUGUGCCUUUGCAGCCGAUGCUCUAGUGCAAGACUUCCUUCUUCUCUCUUCCCACACCAGGAAAACGCACCCUCCACGUCUUCUGGGGCCACUGGCACUUCUUUCUCCUCUGUGCAGACAGAGCCUUACCAACCCCCAGAGCAGGCAUCCGUAGCACAGGAGGAGCAGGGGAUACUUAACAGGCCCUCUGCUUUCAGCACAGUUCAGAGCAGCACUGCUGGCAACACCCUGCGAAACCUUAGCCUGGGCCCCACACGGCGGUCCCUCAGCGGGCCCUUGGCAGGCCACCAGUCCCGGUACCAACAGUCUGCAAGAGAGAUGGCUUCGGGCUUAGGUGGGUCUGACUGGUCCAGGACAGUGCUGAACAUGAGCUCUCGGUCAGAGCUGGAAGCCAUGCCUCCCCCUAGGACCAGUGCCUCCUCCGUGAGCUUGCUGUCCGUGCUGAGGCAGCAGGAGGGAGGUUCCCAGGCGUCGGUCUAUACCUCUGCGACAGAAGGGAGGGGCUUUCUGGCCCCAGGGGCUGAGGCGGACAGUGGUAGUAGUGCUGGCCCGAGCAAUCCAGCCAGCAUCCGUAAUGAGCUCCAGUGUGAUUUGAGGCGAUUCUUCCUGGAAUAUGACCGGCUUCAGGAGUUAGAUCAGGGGAUUGGUGGGGAGCCCAGCCAGUCUCAACAGGCUCAAGAAAUGCUCAACAACAACAUUGAGCCUGAUCGGCCGGGUCCCUCCCAUCAGCAGACUCCACACAGCAGUGAAAACAAUUCCAGUCUGUCCCGGGGUCACCUGAACCGNUGUCGCGCUUGUCAUAACCUGCUGACCUUUAACAAUGACACGCUGCGCUGGGAAAGAAGCACGCCUAGCUACACACCAGGGCAGGUCCAAAGCACAUUUGAGGGUGUGCCUCCAAAUACCAGCCAGGUGCAGCCUGCAGAGAGAACCGAGGGCAGAGCUCCUGCCUCUAGCAGGCUGCAGCUGGGCAGCUCUUCCACCCCGCAGGAGGAGAGGACCGUGGGAGUGGUCUUUAACCAGGAGCCGGGGCACUGGGAAAGAUUUUACAGCCAGUCGGCUUCAAGCAGACCUGGGAAUGUAUCACAGGAGGCCUUAAACCAGGAAAUGCCUGAGGAAAGCUCAGAGGAGGAUUCGCUCAGGAGGAGGUUGCUGGAGUCUUCGCUCAUUUCAUUAUCUCGCUAUGAUGGAGCAGGGUCCCGGGAACAUCCCAUCUAUCCAGAUCCAGCCAGGGACAAUGGAGACCGAUCCAGGCACCGAGCUCCCCGGAAUGCCCGCAUGUCUGCACCAUCACUGGGGCGCUUUGUCCCAAGACGCUUCUUGCUGCCAGAGUAUUUGCCUUAUGCUGGGAUUUUCCAUGAACGGGGACAGCCUGGCUUGGCCACCCAUUCCUCUGUCAACAGGGUUUUGGCAGGUGCUGUGAUUGGGGAUGGACAGUCAGCUGUGGCCAGCAACAUUGCCAACACCACCUACAGGCUCCAGUGGUGGGACUUCACUAAAUUUGAUCUGCCUGAAAUCAGCAAUGCCUCUGUGAACGUGCUUGUUCAAAACUGCAAGAUUUACAAUGAUGCUAGCUGUGAUAUCUCUGCUGAUGGGCAGCUGCUGGCAGCCUUCAUCCCCAGCAGUCAAAGAGGCUUCCCUGAUGAGGGAAUACUGGCUGUGUAUUCUCUGGCACCCCACAACUUGGGCGAGAUGCUUUACACAAAGCGAUUUGGCCCUAAUGCCAUUUCUGUGAGCCUGUCUCCAAUGGGCAGAUACGCCCCCCGCCGUAUCCUGCUGCACCCCUCCACAGAACACAUGGUCGCUCAAGUCUUCAGGCUGCAACAGCCCCAUGGUGGAGAAACAUCUAUGAGGAGAGUUUUCAACGUUCUGUACCCAAUGGCUGCCGACCAGAGAAGACAUGUCAGCAUCAACUCUGCUCGCUGGCUGCCUGAGCCAGGCCUGGGAUUGGCAUAUGGCACCAACAAAGGGGACCUGGUGAUCUGCCGACCAGAGGCCUUAAACUCUGGAGUUGAGUACCACUGGGACCAGCUGAAUGAGAAUGUCUUCACUGUGCAUUCCAGCAGCAGGAGCACUGAGCGGCCUGGAACCAGCAGAGCCACAUGGAGGACAGACAGGGACAUGGGCCUGAUGAAUGCCAUAGGCCUGCAACCCCGAAACCCCCCCACCUCUGUGACUUCGCAGGGUACCCAGACCUUGGCGCCUCAGCUGCAGAAUGCCGAGACUCAGACAGAGAGGGAGGUACAGGAGCAGGAAUCCGCCUCUGCAGGGACUGGGGAAGGUGAAGGUCCAGAAUAUGGGGCCAGUGGAGAGGAUGCCCUGAGUAGGAUCCAGAGGCUGAUGGCAGAAGGCGGCAUGACUGCUGUGGUCCAGCGGGAGCAGAGCACCACCAUGGCGUCCAUGGGCGGCUUUGGCAACAACAUCAUUGUGAGCCACCGGAUACACCGGAGCUCUCAGACUGGUGCAGAGUCCACUGGAGCUGAGGGCACGUCAGCACAGCAGUCCACCUCACAGCAGCUGGCAGCUGAGCUGGAGGGACAGAUCCUUUCAGAGUCUAUACAGCUGUCAGAGCAUGGCCUGAGCCCGCGGACAGCCCCGAGUGGGAGUGAAGGACAAAGCGCUGGUGAUCUGGACCUGCCAGAGCAGGCCCAGUCCUCCAUGGACACUGAGGGACCAAUUGAAUACAGUGACCUAACUAAUAAUAACCAUCUUCCUGACAGUACCAACUUCUAUAGUAAUGACAGCACCAGCGGGGAGUCGCGGAACAGGUAGAGUUUGAGUCAUGUGUUGGUGCUACCCUUGUACUGCUCAGCAGAGACCUGUACCUCACAGCUGACCAGGAGCUGGAAGAGUAGGGACAUGUGGCUCUGAUGGGAUGCUGGUAGUUCAGAGGGCUUCUCUGUCCUGGGUGAGUGGGAAGGGCUAAGGACUGCAAGGGAAGCCAAGGGGAAGCAAGCAUACUUAACUUCCAACAUUCCCGCUGCUGAAGAGUUAACAGGAACAUGAACCAUACUUGGCUGCACGUCAUGCAGAUUUUGAAGCCCCAUGGGAUCCCCUGACCUCAGCCCUAACCCUGCAAUUUGGUCAGUGUCAUCCUUUGUAAAGCCUCUUUCCUUUCCACUUUCCUGCCCUUUUAUGCCCAGAGGCCGAUUCAGUAGAGUGAAGAAAGGGAAGGGGUUCUACAGCAUCCUUUUGGAGACAGGCAAUCCCACUGGGCAAACCUGGGCGUGAUGCUCCAGCUCCAUUGCUGGAGUGGAGGAGUCUUCCAGGCCACAGUCCUGCUCCAUGGCACAGCACUGCUCCCACCUCAGAGGGUGGUGUUCUGAGACCCGUCCUGCCUGCACUGUGGUCUUUUCUGGGAAGAACUGGGCUUAGUCAAAACUGGCAUGGCUCAGGAUCUGCUCACUGGUGGGGAUCUUUCCCUUUCAGAGAGUUAGUUUAGUACUUGACAGGAACGUAAGCAGAGCUGCUGUGUAGAUAGGUAGAGGGACAGGGGCUAUUGCUCUCUAGUCAGGAUGCAGUCCACACAAGGAUGUUCUAAGCUGUGCCAAUAUUAACAUGAAUGAGGCAUCCCAGGGGUUUCAUGGUGCCAGGACAGAGCUGCACCUCCUUGGCAGGGGCCAGGAAAUGGCUUUCAGCUCCAGGCCAGGGUGUGAGGUAUGAGUCUGUGAUGUAAGGUGUUGCAUGUGAAAUCUUGACCUUGUACAUGUAGUU
This is a messenger RNA of Pterocles gutturalis (yellow-throated sandgrouse), 4764 nucleotides long. RefSeq names its product autophagy/beclin-1 regulator 1 (gene AMBRA1). Gene Ontology annotation, biological process: autophagy. Gene Ontology annotation, molecular function: protein binding. The record is from RefSeq and is a predicted model, not a curated record. Gene Ontology annotation, cellular component: intracellular membrane-bounded organelle. Lineage: Eukaryota; Metazoa; Chordata; Aves; Pterocliformes; Pteroclidae. Bases 124 to 3822 code for a protein of 1232 amino acids. The transcript has 17 exons.